AUAUGUUUAGAUAUUUAUGUUAACUUUGAAAAUAAUCCUGUACUUGAAAUAAAGUAAUAAAAAUUAGAUUUGUUGGGUUAAAAAAUGAAAUAAACAUUUGUAAGCGGCUGCGCAUAUCGUAUGGUAUGCAAGUACACGAAAAAUGUUUGAUGGUGUCAGUAGUUUGAAUUUAAGUUGUAUUAGUGAAAGGCAAAAGUAUCAGCAUCAACGUCGAGUUCAAAGAGAUGGAAUGAAUAAAACGAAAAAUAAAUUUUAAUGUGUGAUUAUAUCUAGUAUUGCGGCACCUCCCCAUAGCCCUGUAAAAAUUAUUUUGGUUUAACUCAAAACUUUUCGAUAAAAAAUUAAGUAUCGGCAAUUAGAAAAGCAGAAUAAAAUAUAUAUUAAUAGCACUACCGCGACAAGACGCAUGAAUUUUAUUAACGUCUGAGUGACAGGACAGCCGAACACCAAACUUGAAAAAUCGACGGCCAUUCGUGAUCAAGUGUUGACACUCGACACAUUUCUUAUCAUGUACAUACAUUCAAUACGAUGUUAGUGUCUGUAUUUCAUGUGUGAUCUACUAUAGGUGUUUUUUUUAUGGAUAUAGUGGUGGACUUUGGGGGGAAAGAUCCGGCAAGUUGGAUCUGACAGAUCGUAAACACCAUUGUUCACGUUCUUGACUGUUAUGUGUUUAGUUGUGUAUAUAUCUUGUCUGCAUUACAGCACGUGGCUGUUUCAUUUUAUGGAUCGGUCUUUUUAUCACCGUUUUAUAUCAAAUAUUUUCAUUAUUUAUAAGUGAUUAUUUCUCUCGAUCUUUGAUAAAUCAAUUUAAUUUCAUUUUUGAUGAAUUACAAAAACUAAUUGUGUGACUAAUUUAAAUUAUAGUUGUGAGUCGAAGAUCAAUAACAAAAAUUUUUUAUGGUCUAUGUCUAGUAAAUUUUUAAUUACUAGUUAAUUUUCUUAUCAUCUUUAUGUAAUAGACAAUCAUUCACAUUAACGUACUUAUUGUCGAGUAAUUAUAUAUUUUUUUUUGUCACAAUACGUCUCUUAUAUUUAAUCAGAAGGAAUAGAACAUAAGAUAUCAAAGAGUGUAAAAAUUAAAUCUCGAGGGUUGAUUUCAAAAUCAUCACAUAAAGUUAUGGAGUUUGUAAGAGAGGAAUGAUAGGAUGCAAGAGGGUAGCACCGCCGUGGCGCUAGCAAUGGUGACUCCUGGCUACGAUCAGGACCCUGCAAGUGGGGUUGCCGAUUAUACAACGCACCAAGAUCAAGCUCAAUUUGAAGCUGAUAAAAGAGCUGUAUAUAAACAUCCUUUAUUCCCACUACUGGCGUUACUUUUCGAAAGAUGCGAACAAGCAACACAGAGUUCGGACAACUCAACGUCCGAAAGUUUCAACAUGGACAUACAGGCUUUUGUCCAGCACCAAGAAAGAGACCGAAAGCCUUUUUUAAUCAAUGACCCAGAGAUUGACGGUUUGAUGAUCAAAGCCAUCCAGGUCUUGCGGAUUCAUCUGUUAGAAUUGGAGAAGGUUCAAGAAUUGUGCAAGGACUUUUGCAACAGGUAUAUUGGUUGUCUCAAGAGCAAAAUGCAAAGCGAAAAUUUAUUACGAAGCGAUUACAGUCAUCACGGACACGACAUCGGUCCAUCAAGUGGCAGCAACGGCAGCAGUCCACUGCAGGUGCUGUCAUCUACAGGCAAUGAUGUUGAGCCGGGAACUAACGGACUCGGAGUGAGCAGAGGAGACACACUGUCGGAGAACGGCAGCACGAGCCAGGAAAUCGUCCAGGUCGAGGGCAUCAUCGAGAGGCCUUCAUCCGCCCGAUCUUCAUCCGUUGCUCAACGUUCUACCAGAUCUGACAGUCAGGACCAGGAUGAUCCCCUGUCACCCUCUACCGUACAUGGUAGUACACCUCUCUCUAAAAUUGGAGCACAUCCUUGCGCUUCUGUUAACGAUAUUUAUCUUGGUCAAGAUAUUACCGUUCCAGGAUCGCCUUCUUCCGUGCCAAGUGACGAUGAAGAUGAGGGAUGUGGAUCUACACCCUCAAACCAUACUGGUGGUCGUGGAAGUAAUCGAAAGGGUAGACAAAAGCGUGGCGUACUACCUAAACAAGCCACUAGCAUCAUGCGUGCUUGGCUAUUUCAACAUUUAGUCCAUCCGUAUCCUACGGAAGAUGAGAAACGUCAAAUAGCAAGUCAAACAAAUUUAACGUUACUUCAAGUGAAUAAUUGGUUCAUAAACGCGCGACGACGUAUUCUCCAGCCAAUGUUAGAUGGAGCAGGUGCUGAAGCUCUUCCACGUUCUGGUAAACGGCACAAAGUUAUGAAACAUGUUGUACAACCGCAACACCAGCUACAGCAUCAGCAGCAGCAACAGCAACUGGGUGGUUGGCAAUCAGAGGAUUCGGGAAGUGACUCAGGUUCUAGCGAUGGUGAUGGAGGUGCCGAUAGAUUUAAAGAGGACAAUGAUACCGAUGAGGAUGAUCUUCACUGACCUUCGUCAUUAAUAAAUAUGUCGUCAAUCUCUCUAUGGUACCUUCGAACCAAGUUGCUCACUACAGUAUUAAGGUAUUCGAGGUUAGAUAACGCUUUAACUGUCAAAUACGUAAUUAACCACGUAAAUAUCAGAGAUACGUCGCUAGAAAUUAUCACGCUCUUGUACCGGCUAAUAUUAAUAAUAAUAAUAAUAAUAAUCUCUCAUCAAUUAAUUUAUUUAAUCAAGUAAUUCAUAUGAUAUUUAUAAUAAUUAUUUAGAUUAAAUAUAAUUUUUAUAAUAAUAAAUACUUUAGUUUAAAAAAAACAAUAGCCGGAUUAUUUUUAUUAUUAAACAUCAAUCAAUCAAUUGAUGAAAUCAAUAAUAAAAUAAAUUUUUUUAAAUUUAAAUAAUGUGCCAUCGUUAGAGAGCGCGAUAACUUUCACGCGUAGUCUGAUCAGCUCUGCAUCGUCGUGACUUAGCAAAGUGCUGUCCCUCCAAGAUAAUAAUAAUAAUAAUAAUAAUAAUAAUAAUAUUAAUAUAACACUUCUUAAAUAAAAAUAUAUUACAAUUAUAUUUUUAAACUCUAAGGUUCGUCUCUGUGCAUGUACCGCAGCCAAUAAGCCUCGGUACUGCUGUACAUAUACCAUACUGAGCAGUUAUUAAAAUUAUAAAUUACUUAAUAAUGAUAAAUUUUUAAGAUUUAAAAUAAUGGUAAUUCAAUUUUAAAUAAUUGCAUAAACGUUAUAUUGAUAAAAUAAUACUUUUUUCUUGCAAUUCUAAUAACAUUUUUGACAUGACAUACGCACGCGCCACUUGUAGUUUAUAAGAAUUAAUUGUCUAAAUAUCUUCAUUAAAUAUUAUGAUAAUAAUCCAUUAUCAUUAAAAUAACUUAUAUAUUGUACAUUUAAAAAGAGAACGAAGACAAUUGAGUGAUUUAAUUGACUAACGCUUCCACAUUAAUUAUUUAUAUUUAUUUUGUCUUCGCAUAAUAGUUCCGUCCAUUGCGGCUUAACUUCCACUACUCCUCAAUAUAAAUAUUUUUUAUUUACAUUUAUUAUUAUUAUAUUUAUUAUAUAUUCCAAAAUCCGAACGUUCGUUAAAACAAAUAUUUUUUAAAUUAUCUUUCAGUAACGAAAAACUUAAAAAACUCAAAUAUUGUUCAAAAUUUAUUAACAAUGUAUAAUAAUAACAAUAUGACAAUUCCUCGUUCUAAAUAUUAUUUAAUAAAUUACAUUAAAGAACGUUCGAGAGUAAAUUAUGUAAAUCUCUAUGUAAUUAUAUCUUCCAAAAUGUAUUAAUUAGAAAUGUACGUGCAAUACUUUUAUUUUCUAUCUAAACAAAAAAAAAAAAAAUGCCAUCUGGCUGUAAAAUAACAAUUUCAAAGAAAUAGUAUUGCCGAUAAGAGACAGCUGAUUGUGCAAAUGCACAUAAUAUCGAAUACAAUAAAAAAAAAAUUGUAUGACAACGAAUUGAUCUAAAAUAAAUGAUCUCGUCUAUUUAAAAAUAUACCUGUGGCGUGUAUGUACGUGCUCAAAUUAAAUUUUAAAUUUAAUGACGAAUGUUUGAUAUAAAAAAUAAUAUAAUUUUUAAGGCUGAAUCACGUAUACGUAUGUGCUGCGGCACCAGACGACUGUGAUAACUCGGUGGGCGGUGCCCAGCCUCCUAAUUCUUACUACUUAAUUCACGAUCAAAAUAUCCCAAUAAAAUAAAUUUACGUUGAUGAAUGCACAGCGUUGACUGAUGAUGAUAAUGUGAAAAACUGUUGUUAC
This is a messenger RNA of Microplitis demolitor, 4219 nucleotides long. RefSeq names its product homeobox protein PKNOX2. The transcript is spliced from 6 exons. Bases 1146 to 2468 code for a protein of 440 amino acids. Gene Ontology annotation, molecular function: RNA polymerase II cis-regulatory region sequence-specific DNA binding; DNA-binding transcription factor activity, RNA polymerase II-specific. Lineage: Eukaryota; Metazoa; Arthropoda; Insecta; Hymenoptera; Braconidae. Gene Ontology annotation, biological process: regulation of transcription by RNA polymerase II. The record is from RefSeq and is a predicted model, not a curated record.